GUGUGUGUGGUCAGUCAGUCCAGACGGAAGCCGGACAGUCAGGGUACGUGGGCUCUAAGGUGGAUCUACCAUGUAUUUUUAUCAACAGCAUCCCACCUGUCAAGAUCUCACAGGUGACAUGGCAGAAGGUGAUUAAUGGAAAGAAACUGAACGUGGCGAUAGCUAACCCGUCUCUAGGCGUGUCUGUGGCUCCGCCCUUCAAAGACAGAGUCAGCUUCAAAAACCCUGUGGUGCGGAGGAAAACUCCGUCCCUGGAGGACACCACUCUGACCCUCUUGUCUCUGCGACUGUCUGACGAGGCCAGAUACAUCUGUGAAUACACUACCUUCCCUGCUGGCAACCGCGAAAACACGGUCAACCUCACAGUCUACGCCCGACCUUUGACCCAGAUGAGUUUGUCGACACCCACACUGGUAGCUCGAUCAUCCAAUCUGAAGACGCCGGUCGCCACCUGCCUCUCGGCCAAUGGGAAGCCUCCAGGAACCAUCAGGUGGGAGACGCGUGUGCGUGGUGAGGCGACCACCCAGGAGAUCCGUAACUCUGAUGGGACGAUCACGGUGCGAAGCGACUUCAUCCUAGUACCCAGCAAGAACACACACCUGGAGACACUCACCUGUAUCACCUCCUAUAACCAGGAGACAUACACCGACUCUGUCACGCUGGACAUACAGUAUGAACCAGAGGUGUCAGUGGAGGGGUUCGAUGGGAACUGGUACCUGGACCGUCAGAAUGUUGAGCUCACAUGUCUGACCGAUGCCAACCCACCUGUCUCUCUGUUCCAGUGGAGAAUGUUGAAUGGUUCCAUACCGAACAGUGUAGAGAUCCGUGACAGUGUCCUGUUAUUUAAAGGACCAAUCAGAUACGAGGUAGGAGGGACUUAUGUCUGCGACGCAACCAAUAGCAUUGGGACAAGCUCCGCCUUCAUGGAGGUCAGCAUCACAGAAGAGCCACUGCCCCAGGUGGGAACGGGUGAUGUCUUCAGUGUUCUGGGCAUGCUAUUGGCUGUGGGGCUGAUUCUGGGCGUGGCGAUCACUGUGCUGCUUCUUAACAGGAGAAAACAGAGGGGAGAGAUGGACGCUGACUCGACAGACUCUGCUCCUUCUCUUAAACUGGCUUCUCCUCCUGCCAGGAGAAAACCUGGUGAUGAGAUCCAGCGGUCAGGGAGGGUGUAUGAGGACCUCCCCAACACAGCGGACUAUGUCAGCUACCGACUGGCCUGCAACAAGGAUGACUACCCAGAACCCUACUCUCCCCCCAUCAACCCUCCCCUCUCCCUCCCUGACUCUCCACCUAUCAACCCUCCCCUCUCCUUCCUCUCCCAGCACGCCUACACCCACUCCAACAAUACCUUCUCCCCCGCCUCCCAUCCCUCCUCUGUCUUCAGAUAUCCUUCCCUCCCCUCCCUAUCCCCCCCUCCCGGCCUUGCACCCUACACCUUCCCUAAAGAACA
Salvelinus namaycush (lake trout) is the source of this 1450-nucleotide messenger RNA. RefSeq names its product nectin cell adhesion molecule 1a (gene nectin1a). Gene Ontology annotation, biological process: homophilic cell-cell adhesion; protein localization to cell junction; heterophilic cell-cell adhesion. NCBI's taxonomy places the organism in Eukaryota, Metazoa, Chordata, Actinopteri, Salmoniformes, Salmonidae. Gene Ontology annotation, cellular component: adherens junction. The annotation marks the transcript as partial. The transcript has 10 exons. The record is from RefSeq and is a predicted model, not a curated record.